AUGGCUUUCAAGGUAUCCUCGCCGUCAUGGCUUGCGGCUGCUCUGGCCUUGUUCUCCUUCUUCUCUCUGCUUCUCCCCGCGAACGCCCUGUACUUCUAUGUUGACGGUCGCCAAACAAAGUGCUUCUUCGAGGACCUGCCCAAGGAUACUCUAGUAGCAGGCAAGUUUGAGACUGAGGUCAUCAACCCCAACACCAACACCUACGCGAUCGACCACAACUUGAAGAUGCAUAUCACCGUCGAUGAGACUUUCGACAACGACCACCGCGUCGUCUCGAAACGCGAGAACCACUCUGGCCGCUUCACUUUCUCCGCUGCCGACGCUGGCCAGCACCGCAUCUGCUUCACCGCGGAUACCGAUGCCUCGACUGGCGGCUGGAUGUCCAGUGCUCAGGGUGCGGUCAAAGUGUCCUUGGACAUUGCCAUUGGCGAGACCAGCAAGAUCGAAACCGAGGAUAAGGACAAGAUGAAGGAUAUUGUGCAGCGCGUCCGCGAUCUGAACAGCCGGCUGCACGACAUUCGUCGGGAGCAGGUCUACCAGCGUGAACGUGAGGCCGAGUUUCGUGACCAAUCCGAGACCACCAACUCCCGUGUCGUCCGCUGGACCCUGAUCCAGCUGGCGAUCCUGUCUGCCGCCUGCGCGUGGCAGCUUUCGCAUUUGCGGUCAUUCUUCAUCAAGCAGAAGUUGACUUAA
Molecule: messenger RNA, 693 nt
Organism: Penicillium macrosclerotiorum
Lineage: Eukaryota; Fungi; Ascomycota; Eurotiomycetes; Eurotiales; Aspergillaceae
Product: p24 family protein
Exons: 3
Coding region: 1-693 (230 amino acids)
Biological process (GO): endoplasmic reticulum to Golgi vesicle-mediated transport; Golgi organization; intracellular protein transport
Cellular component (GO): COPII-coated ER to Golgi transport vesicle; endoplasmic reticulum; endoplasmic reticulum-Golgi intermediate compartment
Source: RefSeq, a predicted model, not a curated record